Messenger RNA from Silurus meridionalis, 6721 nucleotides. It is a transcript of the gene ttll5, whose product is annotated as tubulin tyrosine ligase-like family, member 5. Gene Ontology annotation, molecular function: tubulin-glutamic acid ligase activity; tubulin binding. Lineage: Eukaryota; Metazoa; Chordata; Actinopteri; Siluriformes; Siluridae. The coding region runs from base 205 to 4335 and encodes 1376 amino acids. The transcript is spliced from 33 exons. Gene Ontology annotation, biological process: microtubule cytoskeleton organization; protein polyglutamylation. The record is from RefSeq and is a predicted model, not a curated record. Gene Ontology annotation, cellular component: cilium.
CCGGUUGGUUGCUGUAGUUACAGCUCGGGGUGAAGUGAAGCGCUCCUCCACCUGCUCUCCUCCUCCUGCGCUCUUCCUGAGAGCUUGCGUUUCAUUUAUUUUGUUAGUUUUUCUCUGCAGCAGGUGUCUGCAGGUUGGAGAUGCGUGCAGCCGUAAUCACAUUUGGCUGACAUUCUGCAGAUCUUCUCCGUGUCUGUGGUGGAAAUGCCAGCUGUGAGCCGGGAUAAAGAAGCUUCUGAGUCUCAGUCAGAAGAAGAGCUCGAGUGCCAUCCCUGUAUAGCCUGGAGUGGGAUCAGCAGGAGGAUCCCAGUUCUGCUCUUCCAUGCUGAAGCUAUUGUGUCCAAAGAUGAAACUGUUUGUUCUAUUGGAGAAAGAUACAACCUGGCCUUCAAGAUCCUACGUACAGAGAGUCGACUCGUGCGAGGCAUUCUUGUGAAUCAUGGAUUCCACGAGGUCCAUCCAAAUAGUAAUGAUUUCAACCUCCUGUGGACAGGCUCCCACCUUAAGACGUAUCUGCUCCGAAGUUUGCAAGAUUUUCAGAAAGUCAACCACUUCCCCAGGUCAAAUGAGCUGACACGGAAAGACCGGCUGUACAGAAACAUUCAGCGGAUGCAGCAGGCUCAUGGAUUUCAAAACUUCCACAUUGUACCGCAGACCUUCGUACUUCCUGCUGAGUAUCAGGAUUUUUGCAAUGCCUUCUCUAAGGACAAGGGUCCAUGGAUUAUAAAGCCUGUUGCAUCUUCCAGGGGCAGAGGCAUCUACCUGGUCAGCAGUCCAAGUCAGAUCUCAUUGGAUGAAAACAUUCUGGUGUCACGGUAUAUUAACAACCCAUUACUGAUCGAUUAUUUUAAGUUUGAUGUGCGAUUAUAUGUGCUGGUGACGUCCUAUGACCCGGUCAUUAUCUAUCUCUAUGAAGAAGGGCUGACUAGAUUUGCUACUGUGAAGUAUGACCAUGCUGUGAAGAACAUCAAGAACCAGUUCAUGCACCUCACCAACUACAGUGUAAACAAGAAGAGCAGUGACUAUGUGAGCUGUGAUGACCCUGAAGUAGAGGAUUAUGGGAACAAAUGGAGCAUGAGUGCAAUGCUGAGGUAUUUAAAACAGGAGGGAAAGGAUACCACAUUGCUGAUGGGUCAGAUAGAGGACCUGAUCAUCAAAGCUGUGCUAAGUGCAGAGUUACAGAUUGCUACGGCCUGCAAGACGUUUGUCCCUCAUCGCAACAACUGCUUUGAAUUGUAUGGUUUUGAUGUUCUCAUUGAUUCCAACCUCAAGCCAUGGCUUUUGGAAGUGAACCUCUCUCCAUCACUUGCAUGUGAUACUCCUCUUGACCUGAAAAUAAAGGCGAGCAUGAUCUCAGACAUGUUUUCUCUUGUAGGGUUUGUAUGCCAGGACCCUCUACUAAAACAGAUGCGGUCAGAUAAGGCUGGAUCUGAACCAGCUGUGAAGAACCACAAAAGUCAGCAUCAUUUCGUCGCACAGGCUGCAUCUGCCAAAUCCAAAACGAGACCUCAUUCUGCCAAUAAUCCUGAGGAUCUGAAAGAGAAACAGGGAGGCAGGCAUGUGGACACACUGGGCUUGACUGCAGAGGAGUUAAAAGUACUGAGGAGGACACAGGAGGAGCACGAGAGGAGAGGUGGAUUUAUCCGUAUUUUCCCCACACCACAAACUUGGGAGCUUUACAGCGGUUACCUGGAAUACAAGACAUCCAUGAACUCCAUGUUGGCUAAUAAACUUUUCCAUAAAAGGGCAGCAAAAUCCUCUGUGGCCAUGCAAUUCAAGAAUAGAUUGGAGGGUAACGUGCCUUCAGAGGAAAAAGUCUAUAAAAUCUGUCACGUAGUCCAGUAUGAGAGCAAAUUGCUGUCUCUUGAGGCACGAAGGCACAGAAAAAGGCAUACGACUAGUGGCGCCACCCUUCGGAGACGGAAAACUGGUCGAAGGCCAUUAACAUCAUUAGUCCACAGCAGUGAACAUGAGGAAGCCGAUGAAGGCGAGGAGCAAGGACCACAGGGAAAGCAGGAGCACACAAUGUUUCUGGCACACACAGACCCUCAGCCCACCCUGUUGGAGAGGCACCGAACUAAAGAACACUUUCCAGCUAGAGUCAGCAAACCCAAAGUGGAUCUGCUCCAUAUUCUCCAGCAGGGGUGGGAUCUCAGUAAAGUUCAGGCACGCAUGGCUUUCUCCUCCUACCUCCACCGGGUUCAGAUGAGGCUGCUUGUAGAGAACAGAGCCAACAGUAACGAUGUCUGGGCACAAAAGGACAAUGACCAGAUGGAGCUGAUAAUGCGUUUUCUGAUGCGAGCUGCCAGUAACCUGCAGCAGGACAUCCAGGUGGUUUUACCCAGCCCUGAGCUUCCUCAGCCUGACCGCCGACACAUACUGGCUCAUCAGCUUGGGGAGUUCAUCCACUGUUAUAACCAGGAAACAGAACAAAUGGUCAAAUGUUUGGAGAAGACUGAAGAUGAAGAUCGAUGCGUCAAUUCCAAUGUGUUUCAGGAGUUUAUUUUAGAAGCAAGUGAAAGUGAUCUAGAAGAUGUCCUGACUUUCUACACGCACAAAAACAAGUCCUCCAGUGUGUUUUUGGGGAGUUCCAAAAGAGACUGCAAAACAAAAUGCGGUAACAGCUCGGAAGAGCCGGCAAAACGUCACAGCAAGAGAACUGUGUUAAACGCCAGAGAAGACGUUAGUGCUUCAGGAUUGUUGCUGACUGCCAAGGCCGACUCACCAAAAAUCGAAGAAAUCAAAGAGAGUGUUUCCAGACCAGGAUACAACAAAAGCAGUAUAACUGUGAACAUGAACAGCCAUAGUAACACAAUCCAAAAUAGUGACAAAUAUAGAACAUUAAAUAACGGUGAACACAAAAACAACAAAAUUCAAAAUGGAAUUGCAGUGACAGAGGGUCAGCCUGAGGCCUUAACAGCCCUAGAGAUUCGAACAAAUGAAAGCAGAGCAAGAGGCUUACACGAUGGAGAACUUUGGAGUAAAAAAUCCAACGUGGCUCUUGUUGGAAAUAUUGAUGAAGCGUCAAAAAACAUGAAAGAUAUCAAUAAGCAGCCUGAAAGUGCAAAAAGUUAUAAAUGGCAAGUCAGGGCCCAGGGUUCUCAGCACAUUUCAUCUUAUCGUGCAGUCCUAGACUGUGAGCAUAUUCGCCUGCAGCAGCUCUUUCCACGAUCUCAACCUGAAGCUCAGCCCCAGACUCAACCUCCUCCUUAUAUCCAUCCUCCCCCACACCUGCAUGCUGAAUCCCAAAGCAAACUACAAACUACUUUAUCAUCUUCAUCCACACAUUCUGUGCGGCCUACGCGGGUAAUGUGGGCUUCUUCAGAUUCAUGUUCACCGACAUCAACUCCUGAUGUGCUACAACAAACCCCGACAUCACAGGCUGUACAACUGAUUGCUAGUGGUGUUUCAUCUUCCAGUACCCAUAGCACAAACAUGUACAGUCGGAAAGUAUUGUGGCCUUCUUCUGCAGUGCAAGUGAGUAAUAAGGCCAGUAAGUCCAGACCUGCUUCUGCUGCAGUGUUGAAGGAGCCAGAUUCGCUCUCAGCCCAGGCCCAGUCAAAUCAGCAGGCUAUAGUGGCUGCCCUGAAGAAAUUAGUAGAGAAACAAGCAGCUCGCCAAUACACCACCUCCAGCCACAUUAGUCUCCUUACACAGCAUUUGACGAACCUGAACUUAACUAAAGGAGUUUUCAGCAGAGGGGUGCAGAACAUCACAUCAGGUCCUCGGCCCAAAACAUCGACAUCUCAAGACUCUGGAAUGAACCUCUAUGGUGUUGUGAGUCACAGUAAGGGUGAAUCUGAUGGAAAGUGCCAGAGUGGCUAUGAUUUGGCUACUGGAACACCUUCACAGCCAACAUUAGGCAGCUAUCAGCUCCAGUUUACUAUCCAGCAGCUCCAGCAGCAGAAACUACAGUCCAGGAAGCUACUGGACCAGAGCCGCUCUCGACAUCAAGCCAUGCUGAACGGACACACGCUUGUACCUGGUGCUGUCCCUCGGAACCCUGUUCCCACCAGCUGCAGCUUGCAGGUUACCUCACAUUCCCAGACCAGCAUGAAGCAGACCGCAAGUCAGAGAGAUUUAAACCCUACUGAAACCCUGGUCCCUACACAGGGUUCCACCACUUUGAUUCCCAAACCUCCUAGCAGCACACUCUUAGACACACUCUCACGCAAGACUUCCACUCAAAAGACCAACAAGCAAGAACCUUAUGAGGCUCCAUGCGGAAAUGGCUUAUCCAGUCGACAAAAGGUUGUCUAUGACACCACAUGUGGAAAAACGGGUCUGUCCAUGUACAGCAAAUUAUUCCACACUCACAGAUCCAGACCUAGAUGACUGAGCGAGGGCUGGUUCAGCGAUUACCUGCUGGUGUUGGAUUUCUUCACAGAAACCAUUUUUAUCAUUCAGACCCGAGUGUGACUACGGUUUACCAUGAGGGAAUAGAAGCAUCUAUUAAAUGAAUAGUUCGACUAAAAUGUCUACAAUUCUUCCAUUCUUCCCAGAAUACAGUGAAUCAUUUGAGGUGUAUAGGGUAAAAGAAAAUGUGCUUUUUCACUUUUUCCACUGCUGCUACAAGUCUAAUGUGGAUAAUAAGAGAGGGGAACUUAUAGCUGCAAGCCUCCAUCACAUAAUUGCCCUAAAUCUGUUGCUAUAUAAUCCCAAAUGGCCUGCUGUCACUCAUUGUUAGCUAUUAUACUAGGUUGCAUUAUUGCUAUUGUCAGGUAUCGCUUUCUUUAGCAGUUAGUUUGGUGUUACAACGCACAAGCAUCAUGUUUAGGUAGGAGUUAGAGAUGAAAUUGUUCAUACAACUCUUUGUGUCUGACAAUCAUUUAAUAAGAGCUACCUUUAUUUAUUUAUUUUAAUAUCUUUAUUUUAUGUAGCUGUUUAUGGAUUCAUGCUAUAAUUAAGCCAAUCACUGUCCUUUAAAACUAAUAAUUUAGACGUUCCACUUAGCAUCUAUAGCUUACAAAUACAAAACUAAAGCAAACUAAACACGUUUGUGUAAAUAUAUAUAUAUAUAUUCCUUCCUAUUUCUGUAUUUCUAAAAAUAAUACAGUGACUUCCUCACUCUGCAGCUAGCAUACCAUCAACAUGUUUUAUAUUCUCUGCUAGCUAAUCUUGUUUCACUGUUAUCUCACUUCAUGUCCCGGCCUCCGCACUAGACAAGAAUCAUAUCUUUUCUUCUGGUGGAGGAACAGCUGACAAAUGCUGCUACCCCUGAGACCGUGUCUGACAUAAAACCGACCUUAUUUAUUUUUUUUGGACAGCAUGUGGCUGUGAGGAUAGCAUGCUGUGUAAGAAAUCCCUGGCUUUGACACGAGCGCAGAUCUGUUCCAUGGCCCAAGAUUUUCCGGUGGCCUUCAGUUCCUCCCCGUCCUAUUGCUGCAGUUGUCCAGCCCCAUUCUCACCCUGCAACUGCUGCCAUCAAAAGACUGUGAAUAGACUGGCAACAGCAGCUGCUAACUCCACUCAGCCUCUCAGUCUGAGCACUAGAACUGAUCAGACGAGUAAGCUGAUGAUUUUUAUUCUUAUUAUACCACAACUAAUUAUUAUUAUUUAUUAAAACACAUUUACAGACUAGAUCACUAUUAUGUUGUAGUUGUCUCCAGGGCAAGUAAUUUUCUUUAUGUUCUUGUGGCUGUAAACAAUUAUUACCUCAGCGGCCUCGUUUAUUCACUGAAAAACAAAAACAAGUCCUCUGUCGUGAACCCCUUACUGAGCUUCACAAAGCUAUGACACUGGUGUAAUGGCAUUAUGUAGGGAGGUGGUACCGUAGCUCAGUGAUUACGGCAUUAGACUUUGCAUCAGACUGUCAUGAGUUUAAAUUCCAGCACCAAGCUGUCAGAGCUGGGAAAGGCCUUUAAGCCUCAAUUGAUCAGUUGUCUAACUGUAAUUUUUGUAUCAAUUUUUAUUUAUUUAUUUAUUUUUAACAAUCCAUUUAUAUUGAUUUCCCAGCAUACAAGUCCUUGUGGAUACGCUGAAAUGAUGAAUUCUUAGAAUAAGCGCUUUCAUAUAAACACUUUAAGAUUCAAGAAUGCUGAUUAUAAAGAGCAUUAAGGCUGAUUAAAAAGAGCAUUAGUGUUGAUUAUAAAAUAUUGCCAAAGGACAAUUCCCUGGUAGUAGAGAUUGUGAUCAGAACACAUACCCUCACGUAUCAGUAAGCACUAUGUCAGUCGAGACCAUAAUCCUUUCCACAAGUGCCUCGUUACGGUGCCACAGUCUGCUUGUGUAUUGAGUUUUAUUACUUUGUGUGAUGUAUUUUAUGAUCACUUCCCAAUGUACUGCACUCCUGCUAGCCGAGUAAAACGACUGAAUCUAAAGGACAUAAUGGCUCUAUUGUAUCAACGAUUGGUGUACUUCAUUAACAGUCCAUGGUUGAUAAAUCAAGGGAUUCUUUUCAGUGUCUUUCUAUUAAAAAUGUAAACGCGUAACCAUUCAGCAGUGUACACAAUCCAUUUACAACUCGACAGGGCAGAAUUCCCAUUUCAUGAAGAGUCAAAAGUUGAAUAUUUUAGACAGCCUGACAGUCUACAAGACUAAUUGUUGGGUUCUGUUAAUGUUUUGCAAAACCACAACAUAUUCUUUGACACAAGUUAAUUAGAAUAAAUGGCAUUUCUCUGUUUAGUUACAGGUCAUUCGUUAUUUUUAAUCAAAAUGUCUGGCCAGGAAUUUACUGUAUAUUAUUGAUGUAUGCAAAAUAAAGCCUGAUGUUCCCCAUUGA